CAGACACUGUGAUUGACAGCUGAGUGUCUAAUUAGCGCAGUUCUGCAUGUUCAGGCGCACGAGCCCGCAGCUUUCUCUCACGGAGAGCGAAUGGAUCUCUGACAGAAUCUCACCGGAACGCGCGCGCCUGCUGUCCUGUCAGAUGGACGUCUCUUGUCCUGUUUCUGGACAGAAGAACCUGAGCCCUGAUGACCCCUCUUCAACCCCCCUGAACACCCUGACUUCUCCCACACCCCCUAAAGACUCCUCCCACUCACCUGCUCCCUCGACCACGCCCCCUAUUAGACAGAUGCGCCGGGGGCGGGGCUUUGCUACAGCGGUGAAGCAGGUGAUUCAGGAAGAGAGGAAGAAGAAAGAGGAGGAACAGGAAAGGGUGGAGCAGGAAGAGGAUGGACCUGAAGAAGAUCUGAGCUUUGAGGAGCUUCUAGAAAAAGCUAAAGCGGGAGAUCCUAAAGCCCAAAGCAGGUUGGGUAAAUACUAUCUAAAGUUAGGGGCAGACUCUGAUGCGGAUGUAAAUAACGAGGCAGCUGUUGAGUGGCUGGUGAGAGCAGCAAAACAGGGACGGAGAGAUGCAGCAAAACUACUACAACACUGCUGGAUCCAAAAAAAGGGGCUCACGCCACAGAACGAAGCGGAAGUGCGCUCUCUGUCGACGGAGAGUAAAUUCGAGCAGGCAGUUCGGCGAGCAGCGAUGGUGAUGUUCUGGAAAUUAAAUCCAGACAGGAAGGAGAAAAUGGACACGAGGGAAAUAUUACACAACGCCAGUCAGGUGAACAGAGAAGCAGGUGGUGUCUGUGGUGGAAAUUCAGACGUCCAGACGCAGAGGAAGAUUUUAAAGACAAUAGUGGCCACUGAUUCACAUAGUCAGUAUGUGGAUGUGGAAGGAUUUGUGGAGAUGACAAAAAAAUACACAGAGAACAUCAGACACACACCACAGAGUGAAGAGUCGACGCAGGACACCGGGGGAAGAGGAGGGUGGGACUGGAGUGAUUUAACACUGGACAAGACCUCAAAGAAGGGGGUGUGUCCUGUUUCUAAAAGGAGGGUGUGGCCUGGCAGUCAGAUAAUGCUGGAAACAAAGCACAGCAUGAAGAGAGCCAUGAACAUACAAUCUUAUUUCUUGGGUCUGCAGUAUCCUCUCCACCUCAUCCUGGAUGUAAAGGAGCACUUGGUGGACUGGGCGUCUCGUGCAGGUGUUCAGUGGUUGAGCACCAUCAUACCGACACAACAUGUUAAUGCACUCGUCUUCUUCUUCAUCAUCUCAAACCUGAGUGUAGAUCUGUUCUUCUUCUUCAUCCCUCUCCUUACAUUCUACCUGGCUUUCAUCUCCAUGGCAAUCUGCACUCUGCGAGUGUUUCGUAGCAGUAAAUGCUGGGAGAACUUUAGUGCUUUAGCAGCUCUCCUGCGGCGUUUUGAACCUGAGCUGGACGUUGAGUCUCAAUUUGGCUGGAAGCAGCUGGAACAGCACCUUUACUUCCUGGUUUCUGUGUGUUUUGUGAUCUUCAGUUUUCCACUUGCUGAUAAACGCUGGAUUCCUUGUUCAGAGCUCUGCACGGUGGCCAUGUUCUUCACAGCUCUAAGUUAUGCCUCUCUGACUCCUGCAGCGGCGUCGUACACACGCAGAGCAUUCAUCAUUGAGGUGGCCUCCUCCCUUUGUGCCCUAAUGACUCGUCUUCCUGAGGAAUUUAAGACGCUGCGACUUUUAGGCCAAACAUUUGCAGCGGUUCCAGUGGGAGAUCUGGUGGUUGUUACGGUCAGCCUACCGUGCCUGCUUUAUCUCUACCUUUUCUACCUGUUCUUUAGCAUGGCCCGGAUGCAUGGAUUCAGAGGGACGUAUUGCUUCCUGGUUCCAUACCUAGUGUGUUUUAUGUGGUUGGAAUUUGCAGUGAUUCUCCUGCAGAACUCCACGCUGAUCGGACUGAUUCGCACUUGUGUUGCGUACUUCCUGUUUCUGUUUGCUCUGCCUGUACUGGCACUGGGACUAGCGGCUAUGCUAAUGAUCCAGAUGAUAAAGUGGUUUCUGGAACUGGAGCUAACAAAAAUGUUGGUUACUUUGGCUGUGUGUGUGGUUCCUGUCACACUCCGUCUGUGGACCCGCUUCAGUCUAUCGAUUCUGAGCGUGCUGCGCUCCAUCACACACCGCGGCCCAGUCAAACUCAUCCUGUUGUGUUUGUGCUGUGUCUUUUUGGUGUGUGUGGGUUAUGUGUACAGUACAGAGGGGCUGAAGGUGUAUAACUCCACACUGACAUGGGAACAGUAUGACACAGUGUGUGGCCCCCCAGCAUGGAAACAGCAUGGAAUUACACAAACUGAGAUCCUCUGUAGUCAUCUGGAGGGACACAGGGUAACAUGGAGUGGAAGGUUUCAAGGUGUUCGAGUGGCUGAGACAGAGAACGGAGCUCAGUCUCUCAUCAACUUGCUGCCUGUGUUUAUGGGUGAUUGGCUACGCUGCCUGUAUGGAGAUGAAUAUCCGUCCUGUGAGGGGAGAAAUGUUAGCGAUUCAUUGCAGGAACAAAUGAGUGCAAAUGCAUCCGUUCUCUUCCAGCAGCAAGAGGAAGAGGAACUCUGCCGCAUCAAACCUGUGGCUAAACACCACUGCCACGUUAAACGAUUUGAUAAGUACCGCUUUGAAGUAACUGUGCGCAAUCCAGUGGCAGGAGCUGAAAUUCAAGAUAGUGACAUCAUCCUUCUCGCCAGCCAUGAGUUUAAGCAGGUAUUGUUAAACCUAGAUGAGAGCAGCAUGGUGGAGUUUAGCACAAAGUUGGAAGGGAAACUGGGAUCCAAACUACCAAGACUGGAGCUGAAAGCAAUUCACUGUCUGAACUGUAGAUCAUCUCUACUGCCCGAAGGACGACAAGUCAAAAUCGAACGCAACUGGAGGAAAAGUGUGCAGGCGGCCAUCAAAUUUGCCUUUGACUUUUUCUUCUCUCCGUUGCUCACGGCCAGGAUCAAGGUUUGAGGAAGAGAAGUGUAGAAAUGAGUAAAUAUUCUUUGGAUGAAUAAUUAAGUGUUUCAAUGCUGAUAGAGAAAAGCAGGAGAAGGUUUAAUGUUAAUUUGCUCCUUCGAUGCUGAAGUUUGCUGUGAAAAACAAAGUUCAUAUUAGUACCUGAAAAUGUGUGUACAGUUUAUAAUCGCUGAGAAUGAUUUUGCAUGUACAAUGUGGUGUUCUAGAAGCUUCUGGCUUUUUCAGCAGCAAAACUAAAACAGAAUAAACAAAGCUGAACAUGCUUAUUUUAUCAAACCAAAAGGAACAGUUAGGGAUCUGGUAUAUUACUCGAUUUUAUAAAUGUAAAAAAAAAAAAUAUUUGUGUGUGUAUGGCACUGCAUAAGUUGAUUGUGUGUGUGUUAAUUAAAAGUCCACUUGAACAAAUAUUAGGCAUGAGUUUUGUUUGUGUGUGUACAGUGGAGGUCUACUGCCUGAGAAAAGUUAAUUUAUAAACAUUUGUAAACAUUAUAAAUCUUAUAAAAUAUUAACAUGUUGAACUGAUAAAGCUUCAGCGAUGAAAUCAUCACCUGUCGAUGCCUUCCUUCACAACAUACAGUGAAAGCGAUAUUCUGGUGUAAAAAUUAGUGUAAAAUUUUCUGUGAACUCUAUAGAAUAAGUUGGAGUAGGAGAUGGAAAGAAAACGAUGUGAAGUUACACCUGUUACACAGCAGCACUUCAUAACCCGGCAAUGACGGGUUUCUUCCUCUUCUGUACUGAAGAGCUUCUGUGUGCUGUUCAAAAUCACUUUCUUUUAUGAUUUUUGCUUUUUAACCAUGAAAAAUUAACUACUUGCUGCUGAAAGAUAUCUGUUGUGAAAAAUCUGUUUUGGGUUCAGGCUUGAAAUUGAACAGUACCGCUCAGCUUGUCUCAGCUCGGGACAAAUGAUCUCCUUACAGGGUUCAGUUUAAAUCAAAGCUUUAAUAUAGAGCUGAAGCCCCUCCUCUUGUCGGUCAGAUGUUAAACCACAGCACCAUUGAUGCAGAGCAACGUUACUCACAUCAUUAGUGCUUAUAUACAUUCUAGUGUAAUAUUCAUUUCUUUGAUAUUAGAAUAUGAUUGUGUUGUUUUAUAUACAUGUGAGAAACACAGGAUUAAACAUGCAUGUUUGUGUGAGACAGAGAAAAUAUGUUGUUUAACAGCUAUGUGUUAAAUGUGUUUAGUACGUGUGAGGUCAGUGAUAGGUGAGUGUGUAGUUGAGGAUAGUGUGAGGUCGGUGAUGGGCGAGUGUGUAGUUGAGGAUAGUGUGAGGUCAGUGAUGGGCGAGUGUGUAGUUGACAUUAGUGUGAGGUCGGUGUUGGGCGUGUGUGUAGUUGACCUUAGUGUGAGGUCGUGUUGGGCGAGUGUGUAGUUGACAUUAGUGUAAGGUCAGUGUUGGGCAAAUGUGUAUUUGUCGUUACUGUGAGGUCGGUGAUGGGUGAGUGUGUAGUUCACAUUAGUGUGAGGUCGGUGUUGGGCGAGUGUGUACUUGACGUUAGUGAGGUCGUUGUUGGACAAGUGUGUAUUUGGCGUUAGUGUGAGGUCAGUGUUGGGCAAGUGUGUAUUUGGCGUUAGUGUGAGGUCAGUGUUGGGCAAAUGUGUAUUUGUCGUUACUGUGAGGUCGGUGAUGGGUGAGUGUGUAUUUGGCUGUGGCAGUGGGGGCGUGGCCGAGUGCCGGUUUGGUAAUGGAGGGCGAGGCUGGGAGCAGGUAGACCCGGGAAUGCCUCACCUGAAGCAAAUAAUGUCUAAUGAGUGUUCUCUCUUUUUCAGUGAUCAGAGGGGGCAUUUAAGGAGGAGAGCGAGGAUGGGUGUGUGUGUGUGUGUGUGUGUGUGUGUGUGUGUGUGUGUGCCAGAAACGUGCGGUUGAGGCACUGAGCACCAGCCAAAACUAAUAUAUGAAUAAAAGUGACUUUAUUGCCUUCAAAGCUGUUCUGUCGUGGCGUUUCUUUUUUCCGAACUCACAUGCUCUCCCACAUUGGCGUUACUGUGAGGUCGGUGAUGGGCGAGUAUGUAGUUGACAUUAGUGUGAGGUCGGUGUUGGGCGAGUGUGUAGUUGACGUUACUGUGAGGUCGGUGAUGAACGAGUGUGUAGUUGACGUUAGUGUGAGGUCGGUGUUGGGCGAGUGUGUAGUUGACGUUAGUGUGAGGUUGGUGUUGGGCGAGUGUGUAGUUGACGUUAGUGUAGUUCGGUGAUGAACGAGUUUGUAGUUGACGUUAGUGUGAGGUCGG
This is a messenger RNA of Silurus meridionalis, 5191 nucleotides long. RefSeq names its product Wolfram syndrome 1a (wolframin) (gene wfs1a). Gene Ontology annotation, molecular function: protein binding. Gene Ontology annotation, biological process: calcium ion homeostasis; endoplasmic reticulum unfolded protein response. Lineage: Eukaryota; Metazoa; Chordata; Actinopteri; Siluriformes; Siluridae. Gene Ontology annotation, cellular component: endoplasmic reticulum membrane; endoplasmic reticulum. The record is from RefSeq and is a predicted model, not a curated record. The transcript has 10 exons. Bases 47 to 2959 code for a protein of 970 amino acids.